GUGACAUGAAUGGAUGGGCUGGACACACCUUCCAGCCUUCUGGGGGGAAAAAAAAAAAGUCCAAAUCUGCAUAGAGAGCAGGAGGGACUCCUCCGGCGCCCCCAGAGCCUGCGCCGCGGUCCAGGGGAGCGCACAGCUCCCCCCUCCCACACUCACUCCUCCCCUCCUUUAAAAAAAGGCCCAGCCCAAAUAAAUACUAUCUUUCCCAGCGGGCCGGCGUCCGGGGUGCCCUCGCCUCCUUUCUGGCCUGAGCGCGCUCCAGCGCUGUGGGAGGCGGCGCGCGGGGCCGGAGGCGGGCGUGCAGCGGACCCGGGAGCCGCACCAUGCUCCCCAGCGCCGUGGCGGCCCACGCCGGCGCCUACUGGGACGUGGUGGCUUCCUCCGCGUUCCUGAACUUCCCGGCCGCGCCGGGCUUCGGCAACCUGGGCAAGAGUUUUCUUAUCGAGAACUUGCUGCGUGCUGGGGGCGCUCCGCCGCACGGCCUGCCCCCGCCCCCGCCGCACGGCCCGGCUGCGGCUCUAGUCGCGGGCGCGCAGGUCCGGCCCCUGCCCGCCAGCCCCGUUCCCCUCAAGCUGUGCCCGGCGGCCGAGCAGGUCAGCCCUGGCGGGGCGCCCUACGGCACGCGGUGGGCAUUUCAAGUUCUCAGCCCCUCAGCGGACGGCGCCAGGCUGCCGGGCCGGGCUCCGGGGGACCGAGACUGUGCCUUCCAGCCGUCAGCCCCAGCGCCUUCCAAGCCCUUUUUUCUGAGCGCCCCACCAUUCUACCCGGCGUGCUGCGGUGGGUCCUGUCGGCGCCCUGCAUCCCCCACUGCUUUUCCAAGAGAAGAGAGUGUGCUGCCUCUUCUGACACAGGAAUCUAAUUCCAAAGCUCGAAGGGGUAUUUUAAGAAGAGCUGUCUUUUCUGAGGACCAGAGAAAGGCUUUGGAGAAAAUGUUUCAGAAGCAGAAAUAUAUCAGCAAAACAGACCGAAAGAAACUUGCCAUCAGCUUGGGACUAAAGGAAUCACAGGUGAAAAUAUGGUUUCAGAACAGAAGGAUGAAAUGGCGGAAUUCCAAAGAAAAGGAAGUGCUUUCCAACAGGUGUAUCCAAGAAGUUGUCCUUCAAGAGGACCCCCUGUCACGAUCGGCGCUGGGUUUCCCUUCGCCGUGCCCUUCCCUCUGGGAAGUCUCUCAACGUCACUCGAGUCCCAGAUGGAGGGAGAAUUCACCAGAACCUUCUGAGAGACCAAUCCAGGAGAGUCCGGGGCCGCUGCCCCCAGAAGCCAAGUCACUGCAAGGCGCCCUGUAUUUGUGUUCUGAAGAGGAAGCUGGAGACAAGUGUGUCCUUCCUGCAGUGUGAAUGGAAGCCUUCUGCCAUGUUAAUUUUAAAGAACGCUUAACUAACAGUGUUUGGACUCUAAAGCCUGCUAGCUUGUGCCUCACCAGUGCCUAAAACCUAACACCUGUGGAGUGAAGCGUACACUAACAUUUUAGGAAACCCUCUCCAGUGUUCUCUUCUUUGGGUCCUAGACUCAGACUUAAUUUGUAAAUGGAACAGAAUCUCCCAGAAAGUACGAUGGAAUUGAAAAGACUGAGGAUAGUAGUUGGCUCAGUCUGUGCUCUGAGUAUAUGUAUAUAUGCGUCUCUAUGUGUGUAUGUAUAUAUAUAAAUAUUCAUUAAAAUACAUUAGUAGAAACUAGUGCCUCUCUAAAUAGUCCGUUGAGCAAAUUCACUUCCUUUUAAAUGAAGAAAAACCAACCAUGGACUGAAUGUUACUAAUUUUUUGAAAAUUAUGUGAAUUUGGACUUCAAAUUUUCAUAUCAAAAGAGCAUUUUUCUUUUCAUUCCCUAUUUUCUGGUCUCUUUCAGUAUCCAGCUAUAAAUGAUUUUUAACAACUCAGCUCAGCAAUCCUAAUCAAAUGAGCCCCUGUUAAAUACAUUCAUGAAAGUAUAUAUCUAAAGUUAAUCUGGAGUUCCCGCUGUGGUGCAGUGGGUUAAGAAUCUGACUGAAAUGGCUCGAGUUGAUGCGGAGGCUUGAGUUUGAUAUGUGGUCAGCACAGUGGGGUAAAGGAAGUAGCCACUGCCUCAGCUACUGCAUAGGUCACAGCUGUGGCUCAGAUUCAAUCCCUGGCUGGGGAACUUCCAUAUGCAUGGCUGCAGCCAUUAAAAAAAAUAUUAAUCCAAUAAGCAAUGGGAAGAAUUUCUGAAUGUAACUAUUAGUGUCUUUAAUUUCCAAGGCUCUGGACUUUAUCAGGACAUCGGUGAAGAAAGUACCUGUUUAACUAAUGAUGAUAUUUUGAUCUCUUUCCUGUAAGGAUGGCCCUUAGGCAGACUUUGCAAAAUAAACUGCUUUUUAAGGGCUUGUCAGGUAAAUAGAGGGCAUGGCCCACCAAAAGAUAAUUUAAUACUUUUUAAAGUACUGGGUUGGCCAAACCAAACAUCUGUGCCAAACAGUUUGUGACCUCCAGCCAAGAUUAAAGAAGUGUCACAGUUCUUAAAAUGUUCUCAACUGGACUUCAAAACCCAAUAGUGAUGGACUCUAUAGUGAUUUCUGUUUGCACUUCUAGUUAUAGACUCAUUUUUCCACCUAGGUGGUAUCCACUAUAUAUUAGUUUUUUUAUGUAUUAACAAACAACACACAGAUGUUUUAUGUUUUUUGAGUACUCUGAAAUAGAAUUAUUAUAAAAUUGCUUUUCUGGUAACAAUUUGCUUAGUUAAUCUAGAAUUUUUUAUUCCAGGUCCAAGAAAAAAUUAUGUUUCACUUUGAAGGAAAUGAGGCAGAGAAAGGAAAUGAUGUGGUUUUGAACUAGAUAAUUAUUAAUCUGUAGACAAGAGACAUUAUUAGAAGUUCAUGGUGUGGAAUUUUGUUAGUGGGAAAGCCCCAUGAAGAGAGUGGCCUCUAACUUGCUUACAUUCUUAGCUAGAGACUUAGGGUUUUAGAAGAGGUAAUAUCUCAGAAGAUAACAGUUUUUGUCAACACCAGGAAAUUAUUUUGUGUGACUGGAAUUCGAAUUGGUAUAUGGUAGCCUAUGUCUUUAUUACAAGAUCUUUUACUUAAAAAGUCAUCUCUGAAGAAACUGGUGUCAGUGCCUCUUUGUGGGAAGUAGAGGCAGGGAUCUGCUGACAGCAAUUUAAAUUUUGAAAGCUGUCUUAAAAUGAUUUAUAGUAAGGUUUCUUUUGUUUGUUAAUGUUAAGAUGGUUUACAUUUAUUGGGUCCUUUCUAUGGGCUAGAGAUUGUGUUAAUAAGCCUUUAGGAUGGAUUAACUCCUUUAAUCCUCAUGACAGUAACUCUAUGAAGUAGGAUCUGUUACUCUUAGGGUUCUUGUUACCCAGCUAAGGGGCCUGGGGCAGUAUGGUUAGGGUGAUUGCCCAGGGUCAUAAGGUUUAUAAAUGGACUUGACCCCUGGCAGUUAAUCUUCAAAUCUUGAAAUCUUACCAACCACGUAGGGGUGCAUCCCACCGUGGAAUGUAGUCAUCUAUGGGAUGCAUUGCAGGACGUACAUUUGGGGAUUGCCCUGAAAUUUAUUAAAGAAAUUCAGAAACACAUUGUACUUUACAAUCUCUUCCUUGAGGGAAUGGUUUUCUCUUCAGUAUUUCCUUCUCUAUUAAUUUCAAAGUUUAGGGAAAGUAAGGAAUCACAAGUAUUUAACUAUGAAGACUCUUUAGAGAAUAGUCCUGUAGGAAUGUUCAAGUGGGAAAAGGAAGUAUAUGUUUUUAUCACUCCUUGCUAGAAAUCAUGGAGUACUUAUCUAUGGUCAGUGUUUCUGAAAAUAACCUGAAAAUCAAAUGAAAAAAACCUGGGUCCUGGCCAUCUGAUUCUCCAGGUUUUAUUUUAGAGGUGGGCUACUUGGUGCUUAAAUGGUCUUCCCCCAGGGAUUUGCCUCAAGCUCUGAGAUGUAGCAGAGGCUUCUCUUUGUAGGAUUGGCCUCAGAAUCAUAUAUACAGAUAAGUCUUUUAAUUGGUUUCUACCCUGGAAUAUGUUAAAAGCUUAGGAAAAGCACAUCUUGGAUGAAUAUAUUAGAGGUACACACACACACACACACACACACACACACACACACACACUCAUCCACAUGGUAUAUAAGCCUGCGCCUGCUGUGCCUUGACUUUGUCUGAAUUCUUGGAAUCAUUGAGCUUCACAUUCUAAUUGACAAGGGUCUCCUUUCUCCCUUCAUCUCUGUGUUACUAACCCUCCUUCCAUCUACAGGGUAUUUGCACAUGUAUUUUCCUCUGUUGUCUAAACGCAGACUUCUUUUCCCCACGUGAUCCUAUAUAAAUAUGUUUGCGGUCUGCUUUCCAGACAAAUGCUACUAUAGUAAGUACUAGGACCUUAGAAGCCUGCAGGCCAAAGUAUUUGAAAAAGUUUAAAAGACAUUGUCAGGUAUCUAAAGUGGAAGAGAAAGGAAAAAUGGGUGAGCACCAUCCUUCAGCUUUUAUAAAGAUAAAUACAGAGGCUUGGGAGUCUAUAAUCAUCAGGUUAGGAAUGGUCACUGGGUCUAGAGACAGUGAAGCUGUGAUUGUUGACGUUUAAAAGGAAAUUCUGCUUUGUUAAUAAUGAUGUGGUUUGAAUGAGGAACCCAAUUCUUCAGUCCAGUGGUUCACAGACUUUAAAAAUCCAUACCCGUGAACAUGUCAUCAUUUCCAGUCAGUGUUGGGUAUGUGCUCAGAUUUGGACAUAUACGUCAAACCUACUCUUCAGUAUCUGCACCUCCCACUCCGCCCCUUGAGAAUUAUUAUACAUAUACUAUUUUUACUUUUCAUAUAAGUCAUAAAUAAAUGUGAACUGUACACAUC
Messenger RNA from Phacochoerus africanus (Common warthog), 4770 nucleotides. RefSeq names its product developing brain homeobox 2 (gene DBX2). The record is from RefSeq and is a predicted model, not a curated record. Gene Ontology annotation, biological process: regulation of transcription by RNA polymerase II. NCBI's taxonomy places the organism in Eukaryota, Metazoa, Chordata, Mammalia, Artiodactyla, Suidae. The transcript has 4 exons. Gene Ontology annotation, molecular function: DNA binding; DNA-binding transcription factor activity, RNA polymerase II-specific. Bases 324 to 1337 code for a protein of 337 amino acids.